UUUCGACGCUUAAUUAUCGCAAGUAGUCUGGCCAGUAUGGCGGUAUGGAAGAUUGGUCUCAAUACACUCAGGAAAAAAAACUUCCGUUAGAAAUUGAAAAGGUGUUGGAUCACGGAGAUGAAAGCAAGGAUUAUGAGAGCCCGUAAUAUCAAGCUGCCAUGGAGGUCUUUUACCAGCGGCAUCUCAGUCUUGCUAGACCAUGGCCAGCACCCGAAGUUCAAGCUGCGCUGAACUGGUUUGCUAAGGAUGCAACUACGUACGGUAACUAAGGCUGUCAGUUAUCUGCUCCAUGUACAUUCGCUGACAACAGUCUAAGGUAUGGGCCUUGUGAGCUUGUCCCCAAUGGGAAUCUUCGCAACUGGACAUCGAUUCCGAAUCUAAGCAAAAUCAAGGCUCCGACGCUUUUGAUCAACGGAACUGAGGAUGAAGCACAGGAUGUGGCAAUGCAACCAUUUUUCGAGCAUAUCGAGAAGGUUAAGUGGAUUGUUUUGGACAACGCCGCACAUUUUUGCCACGUUGACUAACGAGAAAAGUUCAUGAAACAUUUGAAAUCAUUCCUAGUAGACGCUUAAAAGCAGAUACACUAGUAACUUUGUUUAAUUGGUGGUAGCAGACAUUGAAGGACGAGGCCGAUGUUUUCACAAUCCAAU
Molecule: messenger RNA, 650 nt
Organism: Sclerotinia trifoliorum
Lineage: Eukaryota; Fungi; Ascomycota; Leotiomycetes; Helotiales; Sclerotiniaceae
Source: the annotation of a GenBank genome assembly